Molecule: messenger RNA, 1532 nt
Organism: Suillus subalutaceus
Lineage: Eukaryota; Fungi; Basidiomycota; Agaricomycetes; Boletales; Suillaceae
Exons: 8
Coding region: 397-1272 (291 amino acids)
Source: RefSeq, a predicted model, not a curated record
UUCUCAUCGAAUGCUACGAUUCUGUAUGACAUGUGACUGAUUUGAGUGUAUGCAGUGCUCAUUCACUCGAUGCGUCCGACUUCUUUCGCCUAGUUUUCAUCGCCUCGUUCUGGAUGUUUUGAUCGAGAACCUAUUCAAUUUGAAGCCUUCUGCAACAUUCACGGAAAUUCGAAAGGCUAUACGGACGUCUGUUGUGGAAACCUCUAGGAUACAGCUUAAACGCCCAUCACACUGCCCUUCUUCCUCGUGUUCUUGCUGUGGCUUCUGCCUCGCGGUAACUUUGAAUAGCAUCCUGUGGAACUUGCACUGAGAUAGCGCCAGUCAACGGGAUAUAAGGAAGUCUAUGCUACCUGUGGUCUCCAAGGAUUUCCCCCCCCUUCUGCCCACAUCGUUGAGAUGAAGUACGUGUCACGGAAGUUCAUCGACCUCAUUCAGGGCGCUACAUCCAAGUGGGCCAACUGGGAUCCACCCAGACCGAUCAAUGUGGGCGACUAUGGAAUGAUCAACAAUGAAACUGGAGAGUUCGAAUGGGAAGGGAACCUUUACACAACAACGAACGACAUCGGUAUUGAUAUGACAGAUCCGGCACUAGGCCCGAUAGAACAGGAAGAAGGGGACGACAAAUACAUCGUCAAAUCGUGGGGUGUCACUACCAAGGAACUCAACGUAUCUGCUGAAGCCGACGUGCCGGGUGGAGUGAAUGUCGCCCUCAAAGUCAAUUUUCAGUUCGAUGGUAGAAAACCGGCAGCUGCGCUGGUCAUGUACAAGCCAAGAUAUAUCAGCCUUCCCAAGGACGAGCGCAUCAUCUUGCUGCUCAAGUCCAGGCCUGAUGUCCUCAAAGGGAAGUAUGUCGUCACCGAAGUGAUAUCUUGCGCAGCAUAUAUGAUGUACAUGUCUAGCCAGAAGGCAGAAAAUUUUUCCGUGACACUUCAAGCUACAGGACCUAUUGCGCCGGCUGUCAAUGCUGGAGGAGCGGCCGGUUUCACCUGGUCUGCAGAAACUAUUUGUGGUCUUUACCGUGAAGGAAGCAACUCGACCGCAAAAUAUAUGCCCUUGUACAGGCUGAAAAAGCCUCGUCACAAGUUCUGGUUGCCUUUGAGUCAACGCGGAAAUGAGAAAAUUGAUGAUGGGAUCGACAAGUGGGAGGAUGUUGACCCACCUUGGGACCCCCUCGACGAUGAGGGCGAAGAGGACGAAAUCUAUGAUGCAGAGAUGCAUGGUGACUUCGGCGUUUUCAAUGAUGGCUAUCCUGAUAACGAUGAUGACUUAUGAUCAUUCACAAAUGCUAUUAUCGCUACCCAAGGCCAGAUCGUGCCACUUUGUAUAUAGACGAGCGUCAUUACUGGAAGAGUAUCAACACGUUACAUGAACAAAGUACCUUCUCUACUCAAAUUUGAACGUUAGACAACUAUACCAAUAUUUGCCUUGUACAUGAGUAUGCUGUUGCUGCACAGCAUGAUAUAUCUCGUAACCCUAGGGACUCGAAGCCUGAAUCCAACGUUUCAACAUGCCGACGGUGACACAGGAUGACA